Messenger RNA from Penicillium cosmopolitanum, 915 nucleotides. RefSeq lists its product as uncharacterized. The transcript has a single exon. The coding region runs from base 1 to 915 and encodes 304 amino acids. Lineage: Eukaryota; Fungi; Ascomycota; Eurotiomycetes; Eurotiales; Aspergillaceae. The record is from RefSeq and is a predicted model, not a curated record.
AUGUUUGGAGAAAGAAGCCCUGCGCUGGCUUUUGUUGGUCACGACGAUCAACUACCCUCUCCAAUGAUAAUCCCAAGAAGAUUCGCUACCAUCGCUGAGGCAAGAGGAUGUCUGGAUUUCCUUGCAAAUGCCGUCUUCAGCUUCCGCGGUAAAUUGCUCCAGCUUGUUUCCACAAAGUUGGACAACCAAAAUACCAUUUAUGACUCGGACUUGGUGUCCCAUCUCUGCAUGUAUCAUGCAUGUGCUAGAACAACAGAGUUGAACCCGUUUCUCAAAAUGACAGAGGAGAUGACUGAGCUCAAAUCUGAUCUUGAAGCGUGGUUGGGCGCUUUCAAACUUCUUUCCAGGGGAGCCCUUCAUUCUUACUCAUUGCCUGUGAUAUUGCUCGAGGUCCAGCAUUUUUACGUAUAUUUUCUAAUUUCCACCUGUCGCGACACACACGAAAAGCUUUGCGACCACUUUGACGAGCAUUUCAGGCGUGUCGUACAACUUGCAGGAAGGUUCAUCAGCAAUAUCCAGAGUACCGACCCUUCAUCCUCCUUACCUUGUCUCACAUUCACUCUCGAGUCUGGUAUUAUUCCGUCACUUUACCUUGUUGCUCUCAAAUGUCGAACCCACUCAAUCAGGCAAGAAGCUAUUGCCUUAUUGUACAAGUCAAGAUGCCAGGAAGGAAUGUGGGAGAGUUCUUUGAUAGCCAAGUUUGUUGCAGAGAUCUCUAGGUUGGAGUACGAGCGGGCCUGCGCAUUGGAGGAGAGCUCGGAAUACGCUUUUCGAGUUAUACCGGAAGCCGCUCGCUUCACUGAUAUUCUCCUGGCUCUGACGGAAACUCCAGGGGUUGCCCGAUUGGUCUGUGCCCGCUAUUUACAUGACGCUAUGGGAGAUAUUGAGAUCUCGGAUUUUAUUUUCAAACUCUAG